Macadamia integrifolia is the source of this 1579-nucleotide messenger RNA. Its product is annotated as phosphoglycerate kinase, cytosolic-like. The transcript is spliced from 7 exons. Gene Ontology annotation, cellular component: cytosol. Lineage: Eukaryota; Viridiplantae; Streptophyta; Magnoliopsida; Proteales; Proteaceae. Gene Ontology annotation, biological process: glycolytic process; gluconeogenesis. The coding region runs from base 171 to 1376 and encodes 401 amino acids. Gene Ontology annotation, molecular function: phosphoglycerate kinase activity; ATP binding; ADP binding. The record is from RefSeq and is a predicted model, not a curated record.
GAGCCCACUAGAAGGAACCAAAUCUAAGCUUAAAACUGUGUCUCUGGCUGUCUGCUUCUCAGUCCUCGCUGUAGUUCUUUUGCGUCACUUCUCGAAGCUGCGAAGAAGAAGAAGAAAGACUCUGUUUUGUUCUCUCUCUGAAUUCUGAUAUCGUUUGCUUAUUGGCUCUAAUGGCGACCAAGAAGAGUGUGGGUUCUCUGAAGGAGGAAGAUUUGAAGGGGAAGAGGGUAUUUGUUAGGGUUGAUCUUAAUGUUCCUUUGGAUGAAAACUUGAAUAUCACUGAUGAUACCAGGGUCAGGGCUACUGUUCCCACGAUCAAGUACUUGAUGGGUCAUGGUGCUAAGGUUAUCCUUGCAAGUCAUCUGGGACGACCCAAGGGUGUGACACCCAAGUACAGCUUGAAGCCUCUUGUUCCUAGAUUAUCCGAGCUCCUUGGAGUCAAGGUGGAGAUGGUUAAUGAUUGUAUUGGUGAGGAAGUUCAGAAGAUGGUGGCUGCCUUCCCUGAUGGAGGUGUUCUCCUCUUAGAGAAUGUUAGGUUCUACAAGGAGGAAGAGAAAAAUGACCCUGAGUUUGCAAAGAAGCUCGCGGCUCUUGCAGACCUCUAUGUGAAUGAUGCAUUUGGCACUGCUCACAGAGCCCAUGCUUCCACUGAGGGAGUUGCAAAGUACUUAAAGCCCGCAGUCGCUGGAUUCCUUAUGCAGAAGGAACUUGACUAUCUUGUUGGAGCUGUGUCAAAUCCCAAGAGACCGUUUGCUGCUAUUGUAGGUGGCGCAAAAGUAUCAACCAAGAUUGGGGUUAUUGAGUCCUUGUUUGAGAAGGUUAAUAUCCUUGUGCUUGGUGGAGGAAUGAUAUUCACAUUCUACAAAGCCCAAGGAUACUCCGUUGGAUCCUCCCUUGUGGAGGAAGACAAGCUUGAUCUUGCAACAUCACUUCUUGAGAAGGCCAAAUCCAAAGGUGUGUCUGUUUUGCUGCCUACCGAUGUGGUUGUUGCCAACAAGUUUGCUGCCGAUGCUGAUAGCAAGGUUGUGCCAGCAUCUACCAUCCCAGAUGGUUGGAUGGGGUUGGACAUUGGACCUGAUUCCAUCAAGUCAUUCUGUGAAGUUUUGGAUACUACCCAAACUGUCAUUUGGAAUGGACCAAUGGGCGUGUUUGAGUUUGAGAAGUUUGCUGCUGGAACAGAGGCAACCGCUAAGAAGUUGGCUGAACUCACUGGAAAGGGUGUAACAACAAUCAUUGGAGGUGGUGAUUCAGUUGCUGCUGUAGAAAAGGCAGGACUUACAGACAAGAUGAGCCACAUCUCGACAGGAGGUGGUGCCAGCUUGGAGCUGCUUGAGGGCAAACCACUUCCUGGAGUUCUUGCCCUUGAUGAUGCUUGAAGCGUUCUUGUGGCAAUCAUCCCUUUUGAGUCCACCCCUUUUGGCGAUGUUAUUUACCAGGCCUUUUGGUUUUAAGAAUGUUAAUAGUAUCACACUAGAGCUAAAGAUGUAGAGGCUGCAGGUUGGAUUUGAAUAAGAGCAGGAGUGAUGUAUUGCCUUGGGGGCUAAACACAUAUUUUAACGAAUGUUCAUAUUUUUAGUCA